GGCAGCGCGGCCUGCGCGGAGCGGCCGCGGCCAUCCCCGGCUGAGGGCAGGUGAAGCUUUUUCUUCCAGGAUGGCAUCAAGGCUCGUUCCAAAAGUGAAUUCCAAGCAGGGAGGAUCUCCCUGCAAGGAGAGCCACGUGGUUCUGCUCAGCCCCGUGGGAAGGAUCGAGAUUUCGGGCUGUGAAAUGGGUGUACAUGAAAUCAAACUUCCCAAAGUGAGCCUGCUGCCAGCUGGCAGGGCAGAGAGCUGCGAGGUGAGCCAGGGGCACGAGGAGAUGCCAGAGCCACUGCAGCAGUGCACAGCCUGGCUGAGAGCCUACUUCUGUGAGCCAGGGGGCACAGAGAGGCUGCCUGUGCCAGCCCUGCACCACCCCCUGCUGCAGAGAGAUUCCUUCACCAGGCAGGUGCUGUGGACGCUGCUGAACGAUGUGAAGUUUGGGGAGGCUGUUUCCUACCAGCAGCUGGCACAUCUGGCUGGCAACAGGCGUGCAGCCAGAGCCGUGGGGGGAGCCAUGAGGAGCAACCCGAUCCCCAUCAUCAUCCCGUGCCACAGGGUGAUCCGUAGCAGUGGGGACAGUGGCAACUACGGGGGGGGACAGCUGCUGAAGGAGUGGCUGCUGUCCCACGAGAAGCUGCAGAAGGAGAAGCUGCAGAAGGAGAAGCUGCAGGAGCAGCUGCAGGAGGAGCUGGCACAUCCCUAACCAGCCACACAGCCACGGCCCCUUGGCUCGUAGCAAAGCCUCUCAGAGCACCCAGCAGAAUUCAGGAAGAAAAUGGUAAAUAUUUGAGUGACACAGAAAUAUAAUGCAGCAUCCAAAGUGAAAUGUGUGGUGGCACCACUAUAUUAAAGAAGCAGGAUGUGUCCUGGGGGAGGCAGCUCGGCUGCCCUUUCUUGUUUUUACAUUUUACAGCAGAAUGACUACAGCGAUCCAGGCCUGUUGUGCAUGGAUUUUGUUCCCAUCUCCAGCCCUGUUUUGUUCUAUUUUUAAUGUCCAUUAAAGCAGGGAUAAGGGAGUGGGAGGGACGUGGCAAAUGGGAGGUGGAAGCUUCCCCCUGAGGAGGUGUCUGGCCCAGCCUGGCACAGCAGGCUCUGCCCAGCUCCCCCUCCCCUCUCUGGGGCACAAAAUGGUGUUUUACCUGAAAGGAGUGAAGGGAGCACAGGGACAUCUGUGCAAAAAACUCCUGCCUUUUCUCUUUAGAUGGGAAGAUAUAAUUUUUUUUUUUUUUUUUUUUUUUUUUUUUUUUUUUUUUUUUUUGGUAGAGCAGGGGAAGAGAUGUUGCUGACAAAUUGUAUAUUUUGGAUAAGGAGUUUGAUUAGACAAAUUAGGCAAAAUACUGAAAAGCUCAUCAUAGUUGCUUCUUUAUCAGCUGCACAUUCAUUUAUCAUUUGAGUUUUCCUUCAGAUUUCUGCAUUGCUCUGUUAUCCAAAGCUUUAUUUCCUGUAGCCUCUCUGUUGGAAGGAUUCAAGAGACAUUAAAACUAAAUUUUGAGGUGGUUUUAGCAGAGUUCUCUGCAAGUACCAGCCACCAGAAGCUGAAAUUUCCAGUAUGGGAAUCGUAAAUUGUAACAUGGAAAUACUGAUUUUUUUAUGUGUUUUAUCAUAUUUUCAUGGAUGUCUCUUUAGAAAGGCCAUUGCUACCCCCCAAAAAUUAUUGUGUGGCAGUGCGUUAGUUAAUCCAGGAUUAUUGAUACCUCGGAAUUACUUCAAUAAAAAAACUGCUUUGCAUGUGCAA
Messenger RNA from Oenanthe melanoleuca, 1732 nucleotides. RefSeq names its product O-6-methylguanine-DNA methyltransferase (gene MGMT). Gene Ontology annotation, biological process: DNA repair. Gene Ontology annotation, cellular component: nucleus. Gene Ontology annotation, molecular function: methylated-DNA-[protein]-cysteine S-methyltransferase activity. The coding region runs from base 71 to 700 and encodes 209 amino acids. The transcript is spliced from 6 exons. The record is from RefSeq and is a predicted model, not a curated record. Lineage: Eukaryota; Metazoa; Chordata; Aves; Passeriformes; Muscicapidae.